Messenger RNA from Melanotaenia boesemani (Boeseman's rainbowfish), 2023 nucleotides. RefSeq names its product zinc finger containing ubiquitin peptidase 1 (gene zup1). The coding region runs from base 139 to 1953 and encodes 604 amino acids. The record is from RefSeq and is a predicted model, not a curated record. Lineage: Eukaryota; Metazoa; Chordata; Actinopteri; Atheriniformes; Melanotaeniidae. The transcript has 13 exons.
CGUGCGUGCAGCCUGUCGGCUUCCGUAGAACACGUUUGCCGGAAGUAUUGCGCUUCAUUUGUCGCCGCUGUCGGUUUCGAAGCGGAGAAAAUGAAAGCAACUGCAUGAAGAAGCUUCUGGACCCACGACACUGACCCCAUGUUGAUCUGUGAACUCUGCGGUGAGGAGAUGAUGACAGAGGAGGAAAUGAAGAGCCAUCUCCUCCUCGGCCACCUGGACGACAGCCUGCGCUGCCCCUUCUGCUGCCUGGCCGCCGUUUCCUACCAUCAGCUCUGCCUCCAUAUCCAGUCGGCUCAUCCUGAAGACCACGCGAACCCGGAGCUGGCUCAGGGCCUGGCUUCAUCUGGUUCCUCUGCCACAACAAACACAGGUGUGGGUGAGAGUGGGAAGUCCUGCGUUGCAGGGGACAACGGUGAUGCUGCUGAAGCCACAGCCACUUCUCUCAGCAUGCAGUCAUGGAGACAGAACAGCACAGCAGGCACUGAGAGUUCCUGGUCAGGAGAGACCGCAACCAUCCCAGACCCGACCCUGAUAUCACAGAACCCUGAAACCACACAAGACCCUGUCCCCUGCUGGAAGGAGCACUGUGAUGGACUCCAGGCUGAACCCAGCACAGCCAGAGUGCUGCAGCAGAAAAAAAGAGAGAGGAUCUUGUCCUGCCCCAUGUGUUCUCUGGUGUGCAGCAGCGCCUUCAUCCUGCAGGAGCAUGUGGAGCUUCAUCUGCAGGAGCAGAGCUCAGCCCCAGGGUCGACUCUGGAGGCGUGUUCACCUGUGCUGACAUCAUCAUCCACCCACCACUCAGGACGGAUCAGGUUUGAGUGUCCCAUGUGUUCGGUGGUCUGCAGUGACAGCUUCUCUCUGCAGGAACAUGUGGAGCUGCAUUUUGACCAGACUGCCAGCAGUGCAGCUGGAGGUCUAGGAUGGGAUCUGAGGCUGGCCAGACAGCUCCAGCAGGAGGAGGAGGCCCAGCAGGAGAGAGAGCAGUUCAAGAAGCUGCAGAAGCAUUUUGGGUUGGAUGGCAGUGGAGGCUACCGCCGGCAGAUGGAGAGGAACAUGGAGAGAGCUGUGGCCAGUGGUCUUCUGGAACCAGCCCAGUUUCACUCUAAGAGGGCUGAGAUGAUGGAGUCUCUGGCCUCUGGAGUUGAUGAUGGCAGAACCAGAACCCAAGGUGUGAUGGGAGCUCUGUAUGACUACUACCAGACAGAGAACAGGGACUGCAUCCAAGUGUGGCUGAGCGCUGAGACGGAUCACUUCUCCUCGUCUCCGGGGGAUGCAGGGUGGGGCUGUGGAUUCAGAAACUUCCAGAUGUUGCUGUCAUCUCUUCACAGAACAGAGACGUAUUCAUCUGUCCUGACAGAGAAAAAGGUACCUUCUAUCCCAGAGCUGCAGAGGUGGGUCGAGGAGGGCUGGAAGGAAGGACUGGACCCUCGGGGUGCAGCCCACUUUAACCAGCGGCUGCAGGGAACUCGAGCCUGGAUUGGAGCCACAGAGAUCUACGUCCUCCUCACCUCACUCGGGAUCAGUGCAUGCAUCAUUGACUUCCACCAGCCAACUGGUGCUGGCGACACCCACCCACAGUUGUUUGAUUGGGUCAAACAAUACUUCAGCCAGUCCAGCAGGAGCAGCAGACUGCCCCCCCGAGUUAUUCAGACCGGCCUGCCCCCUGUUUACCUCCAGCACCAAGGUCACAGCCGCUGCAUUGUGGGUGUAGAGCAGAAGAAGAACGGAAGUCUGUGCCUCCUGCUGCUGGAUCCUGGAAGCUCGGCAUCAGACAGCAGGAAGCUGCUGCGCAGGGAUUCGGUUUCCACCUCUAUCCGCCGAGUCCGGAAGUUCCUCAGAAACCUGAAGCAUAAACAGUACCAGCUGGUGGCCGUGCAGGGCGUGCUGACAGCGGAGGACAAACAGGUGAGAAUCCAGAACUCCAGGACGCUGUGUGCUGAAAGGAUACCAUGAACAGAACUCAGACUCUUUUCAUUCUAUCAUCUUCAGUUUUUACAUGUUUGAAAUAAAGGGUGUUUUUGGA